AUGGUGAAUGUGCAGUUAAUGAACCAUGGAGUGUUGGAUGAAGGGAUGAGGAUGAUGAAGGAGAACGUGCAAGGGUUCUUCGAUCUACCCCACCACGAGAAGCAAAAGUCAGCCCAGAAACCCGGAAGUCUCGAAGGUUACGGGCAGGCUUUCGUCACCUCUCACGACCAGAAGCUGCAGUGGAACGACACGAUCUUCCUCAAAUGCCAUCCUGCUCAUUCGAUCAGGAUAGCACUGGAGAAAUACAGCGAAGAUGUGAGGAAGCUGGCAGCGGAAGUAGUGAAGUAUAUUGGAAUGGCGUUGGGGAUUCAUGAAGGCGAAUUGGAUCUGUUGACGAAAAGUUUCGGAGAAGGGAAAUACGAGGUCAGGAUGAAUUACUACCCAGCAUGCCCGGAACCUGAGAGAGCAAUAGGCCUGUUGCCACAUGCCGACAUCUCGGGGAUCACCCUGUUGACGGAGUGCGGCAACAUCCCUGGCCUUCAGGUCCUUAGCAAGGACAACUGCUAG
This is a messenger RNA of Eucalyptus grandis, 507 nucleotides long. RefSeq names its product probable 2-oxoglutarate/Fe(II)-dependent dioxygenase. The coding region runs from base 1 to 507 and encodes 168 amino acids. The record is from RefSeq and is a predicted model, not a curated record. Lineage: Eukaryota; Viridiplantae; Streptophyta; Magnoliopsida; Myrtales; Myrtaceae. The transcript has 2 exons.